CAGCCCACCUCACCAACCUCUCGAGCCACGCUCAUGGCCUUCUUCGACUUCAAUGUCGCAUUGGCCUCGCCGCUCUUUGCAAGCGCUUCAGGAGCUGGAGGCGGUGGUGGCGGUGGUGGCGGCGGUGGCGGCGAGCUGAGCAAGAAGCAAAAGAAGAAGGCCAACAAGCAACAGCAACAGCAGCACCAGCAGAAUCAGCAGGCGGACAAGGCGACCCAGAGCAGCAUUAAGGGCAAGGAAAGGGAAGUCGAUCCUCUCGACAGGAUACCAGUGACAGAAAAGCAGGAGUUACACAGCCGGAUCAAGGAUCUGCGUGAUCUCGGCUACACCUGCAUCGCCCUCAAUCAUACCAUCCACAACCGAAUCGAGCCAAGCCAGCACACUAACCCCUUCUAUGACGCCGACUACACUUCCAAACCUCAACCUCCGACCUCUCACAUGCCCUCCGUAUCCCUCCCAGCAUUCCCUCACCUCUCCCCUUCCUCCCCCUCAUCCUCACGUCCCUUCACCCAGCUCAAUCGACUCACCCUCAUAGUCGACGACUCGGGCACCUCAUCAUCAAAAGGCGGCGCUGGAGGGGGAGGAGCUAUCAAUCUCCACCAAUCAGGCUCCACCCUCGCAAGCUACGACAUCCUCUCCAUCCGACCCCUCACCUCGAACCAAUUCAACCUCGCCUGCCUAAGUCACACGGAACUCAAACCGGGUACAUCCUUUGACAUCAUUUCGCUCGAUCUGAGCUCGAGUCCACGCUUGCCCUUCUACCUGAAGCGCAGCACCGUAGGCAAGGCGUUGGACAAUGGGGCCGUCUUCGAGGUGUGUUAUAGCGACGGGUUGGACCAUGGGGAGGAGAGUUCAGGAGGGUUGAGAAGAGAGGAUAGAUUGCGCAACCUCGUUUCCAAUACGCGCGAUCUGCUUCGAGUAACACAGGGAGGUAAGGGAGUCAUCCUGUCGUCUGGAGCACGAUCCGUGUUGGGCAUUCGUUCGCCCUCGGAUGUAGUCAAUUUGGCAGCCGUCUUUGGCUUCCACCCUACGAGGGCGAGGGAGGCACUGAGUGCUACAUGCGCAGGAUUGCUUGCUAGAGCACAGACCAGGCGUAGCUGGAGAGGAGUAGUCGGGAUGCCGAGGAUUGUGAGCGCGGAGGGGGACAAGGCAGAGGCGGGAGAGGGCAAGGUGGCUACGGGAUCGUCGGCGCCUGAUCCGUCGAAAGACAUGGGAUUUGUGGAUCACGCUAAAGGGCAGAAGCGCAAGGAGAUGGCGCAACAGGGGGCGCCACUGUCGAAGAAGCAGCGGAGCGAAUAAGAUGCGAGGGCAGCCGCUCAUCAUAGCAGAUUUCAUCGUCAUUGCUCCAUAUCCAUUGCAGUCUGUCCUGCCUCCGUCUUUACGCCGCUACUCGUCAUCCUCCUCCUCAUACUCCCCCUCCGCAACCGCGUUAGCAAUCUCCCUCUGUCUCUCCCUUGCCUCCUCUGCUUUCGCAAGCUCGUCCCCCUUGCCCCCAUGCAUAGGAUAGCGCAUGGCCUUGACACUCUCGUUCCUCAACCCUAGACACCACUCAAUCCUGGCCUCAAACGCCUUGCGCGGCUCCUCGGUCGAGUAUACGUCCCUUCGCUCCUCGCUGGUCAUCCAUC
Molecule: messenger RNA, 1625 nt
Organism: Jaminaea rosea
Lineage: Eukaryota; Fungi; Basidiomycota; Exobasidiomycetes; Microstromatales
Product: PHP domain-like protein
Exons: 2
Coding region: 34-1299 (421 amino acids)
Biological process (GO): tRNA processing
Cellular component (GO): nucleolar ribonuclease P complex
Molecular function (GO): RNA binding
Source: RefSeq, a predicted model, not a curated record